AUGGGCUGCGUGAACUGCAAAAAGGCGAAACGGCGGAAGGAUCACCCCACGCUUGAGGAGGCGGCGGCGCGUGAGACGGAAAGGGAGCGCUGGGCUGCAGCUGAGCAGGGGUUUGCGGCACAGAACCUCUACACAUCCGUCCAUGCUGCGAAUUCGCUCCCUUUAACUGAACGCGAGGGUGCCACGCCGCUGCCGGCGACACCGGGUCGUUUAGAGAAUGUGCCACAGAUUUCAGCUGCUGCUGCUGCUCCCGGAGAAACGGAGAAUGGCCGAGGAUGGAACUCAAAGAAGAAGAGCAACAGCCAAGCCACUGGCAAAGCGGAUAACGACAGCACCGCGGCGGCAUUAGCCAGAGUAACGAGAACAGCGGCUCCGUCAGAGUCCUCCAGGGAAACGCCCAAAGGACGCAGGAACAAGCAUCAGUACCGCUGUCACCCCGGGGUCAGCUCGUGGAGUGACGGAUCGCUACCUCUUUCAGUAGAUUCCGUGGGAUCUGCGAAGUGUCCACACAGCAGUAGCAGCAGCAGCAGCAGCAGUGCACAGACGUACAAGAGCAAGAAAGGCGCAGAGGACGCGAAGAAGCACGGCAGCCCCGGAAGCAUAACGGCCGCAGAGAUUUGGCCGCAGGAGAACAGCGAUGACUCCGUCGCACAAGGGCACCUUAACAGCGCAUCUCACUCACAGACGGCAACAGCGUGGUUGCAUAUUAACGGACUGACAGCAGCUGGCACAACAAGCUCCACCAACGCGCGCCAGACGAGGCAACCGAAGAUGUACCACCGCAGCAGCAACGUCUCAUCAGAUUCACGCAGCAAUGCAACGCCUCCGGGGAUGGAGACAAAGGUGUACCCGAGCGCGGACGCCCUGGAUGACGGCCCCAGCGAUUGGGGCAGCACCAGCCAUGAUGUCCCAGCCGCGAUACCGGCGCCGAAUACCAGCGUGGAAAGCGGAGGUGCAGCAGCUGAGGCCUCUUCCUUGCCUAACCGAGCGCCUUUUGAGCCGUAUAGCGACUUGGGGUCACGCGAUGUGACCGACUAUUUACCGCCAUAUGAGUGGGCUCCACGGACGCUCCCUGUGCCGUCUCCCCUGCGGGCCUGCGGCCCAGUCGACAUGGCGCAGUGGGAGGACGGGGAGAACCAGUUUUGUGGACUAGCUGCCGCGGGUACGACCGCUCGUUUUCAGGACCCUGUGGUAAACGUCUCUGCUGAGGGUGCCACGACGUCCAACUCUGCAGUGGCCGAGGGCAAUUAUGGCGCUUCUCACCCCUUCGCACUGCACACAUUUUACCCUCGCCUGCCGCCAGCGCAGUGGUCCUCGUCUAGCAGCGACGACACCAUCAACGGACCUGAAGCAUCCGCAGCGGCAUUCGACUACCCGCAUUUACCGGUGAACGCAUUCAUUCAGAAAGCGCAUCCCCAUCAGCAGCAGCCGACGUAUCGGGCAAUGUACGAAGGUGACGCGAGUGUCCGCUACUCUCCGGCCGGGUACGCCUCACACGAAGCGACGCCACGACGGGCAGUGCCGCCGUCUCUUGUGGAUGUACACGUCUCCGAGGCAGUUGGCUAUGCAUCGCCACCGCUCGUGAACAAUGCGCACUCUUUUUACCCUUCUCGUGCCCUUUUGCCGAUGCAUCACAGUCACGCGGUGCCUGAUAGUGGCUCCGGUAAGCCUAUGGCUUACUCGCAUGCCCUUCCCGCGAUGACCACAUCUGCCCCGCAAAUCUAUCACGACGGCAACCGCAACCGCAGUGGUAACAUCAGCAUUGUUAGCAUCGGCGGAGGGGUGCAUCCUCAUAAACCCGUUUCGUACCUCUUCGAUAGUUCCAUGGAUGACUGGUUGCAAUCGCGGCACGCACAACCGCCGCAGCGCCAGCUGUACGGUGAGUCGGUCGACAUGUGGUGA
Leishmania major strain Friedlin is the source of this 1902-nucleotide messenger RNA. RefSeq lists its product as hypothetical. The transcript has a single exon. The record is from RefSeq and is a predicted model, not a curated record. Bases 1 to 1902 code for a protein of 633 amino acids. NCBI's taxonomy places the organism in Eukaryota, Euglenozoa, Kinetoplastea, Trypanosomatida, Trypanosomatidae.